GGCCACGAACUACGUUCGCAGCUGUUUUCGAGUUCUCUUAGACACAAUGAGCAAAGCUCACCCUCCCGAGUUAAAAAAAUUUAUGGACAAGAAGUUGUCAUUGAAAUUAAAUGGUGGCAGACAUGUCCAAGGAAUAUUGCGGGGAUUUGAUCCCUUUAUGAAUCUUGUGAUAGAUGAAUGUGUGGAGAUGGCAACUAGUGGGCAACAGAACAACAUUGGAAUGGUGGUGAUACGAGGAAAUAGCAUCAUCGUGUUAGAAGCCUGGGAAUGAGUAUAAAGAAUGGC
Molossus molossus (Pallas's mastiff bat) is the source of this 285-nucleotide messenger RNA. Its product is annotated as small nuclear ribonucleoprotein G-like. The coding region runs from base 47 to 271 and encodes 74 amino acids. The transcript has a single exon. Gene Ontology annotation, cellular component: U2 snRNP; U4 snRNP; U2-type prespliceosome. The record is from RefSeq and is a predicted model, not a curated record. Gene Ontology annotation, molecular function: RNA binding. Gene Ontology annotation, biological process: spliceosomal snRNP assembly; mRNA splicing, via spliceosome. NCBI's taxonomy places the organism in Eukaryota, Metazoa, Chordata, Mammalia, Chiroptera, Molossidae.